AUGGAGAGUCAACUGCGCUACGACACAAGUUUCGGCACCAUCCUCAGAAACAACCAGCCCUCCUCUAACUUGACAACCGAUUCAGUCAACACGACACACGCUGUCAGUGUGUUUGGAGGGUGUGAACAAAUGGUGAGUGGUAUCAUUUUUGACCUAACUAUGCAAUCCUUUAAUGUGGUCAUAGGAAUACCUGCCAACAUCCUGGUCAUGGCAAACCUUAUAAACACCCGGAAUGAACCUUUAACCUCUGACAUCUUCCUGGGCUGCCUGGCUUUCAUGGACGCCUACUUUGGAUUCAUGACAAUAAUAUCAUUCCUCAAUCUCUACCACUGGAGGAGUGCUAUUGGUUGGAUGGCUUUGAAAUUCUCCUAUGGUGUGAAGGACACCAGUGGGCCGCUUUUCCUCUCCUGCGUCUGUCUGGAUCGCUUUAUAGCCGUUAUCUUCCCCAUCGCAUUUGGACAAAUGAAGGACAUAAAAUACAGGAUCGGCCUGACCAUUGUUGUUCUGCUGCUCACUUUUGCAUAUGCUUCAGCCAAAACUGCUGGUGGCAUCCACAACUUUGAGAAGGUUUUCACUGGUGAGGUCUUGUUUGCCUUCACCUGGAUGGUGGUUAUGCUCCAAAUUCACCCAAAAUAA
Messenger RNA from Sinocyclocheilus grahami, 636 nucleotides. RefSeq names its product G-protein coupled receptor 183-like. Gene Ontology annotation, molecular function: G protein-coupled receptor activity. The transcript has a single exon. NCBI's taxonomy places the organism in Eukaryota, Metazoa, Chordata, Actinopteri, Cypriniformes, Cyprinidae. The record is from RefSeq and is a predicted model, not a curated record. Gene Ontology annotation, biological process: phospholipase C-activating G protein-coupled receptor signaling pathway; positive regulation of Rho protein signal transduction. The coding region runs from base 1 to 636 and encodes 211 amino acids. Gene Ontology annotation, cellular component: plasma membrane.